CCGUGCAAAUCUUCCUGCAAGCGAUGGCAGUUCGUGCGACCUUGCCAAGCCUGAUGUCAACCGCCCGUUAAGAUCCCACACCCUACAGAUGGACAACCAUCCAAAGUCGACCUUCAACUUAACACGAUACCCGGGAUCAAUUGGACAGUUCAGAUCGGAUUUUCUGUGCAGCCACGUUUGCUAUCGAGAUUCAUUACCGCUGCCGCAAUUGGCUCGCCUAAACACCUUGCAUAACCUUUGUCUUAUAAGUCCAAGGGCGGGUUUGGUGAGAGCAACGUCAGCACUGUUGGUUUACUGAGACACCGUCAUAACCUAAGAACUCCUCCUUAGGUUCCCUCAACACACACACUCGCACUCUAUGCGUCCCAGGUAGCCAUAUCCUCACAAUGGGCCUCUUUCUAGGUUCGGCGCAUUACCUCCUCGCGGGGGUAGUCUUUGCGCUGCUAGUCCGCGCACUCCUAGGAAAGAAAGCCAUACGACGCAACGGGGAGCCUCUACGGAACCCACCCGACACCCUCCCCCUCGUGGGUAACGGCAUACAAUUCCUCCAACCCCGCUGGAACCUCCUCAGCUGGUUCGACAAAUGCCAGCGCCAAUUCGGCUACGAGACCCUCGCCCUCACAGUCCCAACCCUCCCCCCAGGCGUGCUCAUCCACGAUCCCAAAAACCUCGACUACGUCUUCAAGCACGAAGGUCUCUUCACCAAAGGCAACUUUGUCAAAACCCGCUCCUGGGACCUUUUCGGGAAUGGCAUCAUCAAUGCGGAUGGUGACUUUUGGAAACUCCAGCGCAAAGCCGGCCUGAGCUUUCUCAACACGGCCAACCUGCGGGUCUUGACCGAUGUGGCUCUCCCGCAGUAUUUGUCUGAGAGCGUCAAGGAGCUCGAGACGGCCAAGCCAGACCAGGUGGUGGAUCUGCAGGAUGUUUUUCAUGAGAUUACCACCAAGCUUAUGGGGAAGAUGGCUUACAAUAUGGAAAUGCACUUCUCCUCCCCCUUCUCCUCCUCCUUCGACCACGCCUCGGGCUGCACAGCCCAGCGCUUCCAAAACCCCCUAUACCCCCUAACCGAGUUCUUUUUUGGCCACAAGUUCCGCCAAUCCAUUUCCACCGUCAAAAAAUUCGGCCUCGAAAUUGUGUCCCGCGCCAUGCGAGACGCCAAAUCCAUUUCCUGUUCCCCCCCGCCUUCCACCUCGCCCGAUAGCGAGAAACUAGACUCCAUCUCAGGAUCACUAAUCCAAUCCCUCUUGUCCGCAAUCCCCGACUCCCCCUCCACCGUCGCCGACGCGGCCUUGACGUACCUCUCCGCAGGCCGUGACACCACAGGCCAGGCACUAACCUGGACGUUUUACUUGCUGCUCUCUCACCCAGAAGUUUUGGCCAAAAUCCGAGACGAGGUCAGGGGUGUUCUUGCUAGAGAACAAGCCCCGCUUGACACCACCUCCUCCUCCCUUCCCUUUUCCCCCGCAGUCCUGACCCCCCUUUCAGCACCGUACUCUCUCGCAGUCUUUUACGAAUCUCUUCGCCUUUACCCCCCCAUCCCAUUUGAGAUUCGCCAAGCCCAGGCAGCUACCACACUCCCAGACGGGACGUUUCUCCCAAAGGACAGCGUGCUGGUGUGGUGUCUCUGGGCUAUGCAGAGGAGCAGGCUGACCUGGGGGGAGGACGCGGAUCAGUUUAGACCGGAGAGGUGGCUGGAUGAAAAUGGGACAAUCAAACACAAGGGCGCGGCCGAGUUUCCGGUUUUUUACGGGGGGGCGAGGAGUUGUUUGGGAAGAAAAAUGGCCGAGGGGAUUGCGGUGCAGGUUAUUCCUGUUGUGGCUUGGGGGUGGGAGUUUGAGGGGGCUUGGGAAGGAGGACAAGAGAGGAGGAGUGGGGAUAGCUUGACGCUGCCUAUGGAGGGGGGGUUGCCUGUUUUUGUUAGGAGGAGGGGGGAGACGACGGGGAGAUAGAUGGAUGGAUAGGGGUGAAAUUUUAUUUGGUUUUUUGGAUAAAGUUGUCUGUUGUGGGUAUAUGAUGUGAAACGGAAUCACCAGGAAUAAAAGCUCACAAUCACAUCACACACAACGGUCAAAAAGUGUUCCGAACUGACUUGAUUACUUCAACACACUAUAUAUAUAAACAGAAAAGGCCUCACAAGAGCGCCCCUGGUCCAGUAAUGACUGACCCCUUCUCUCAUCUAAUCCCCUUUUUUCCUAAACCAAAACGAGAAAAAAGUGUUCUCAUAUCAAACAUGUAAUUCCCAUCAUCUCGCCGCGUACUGCGCGACAAAAAAAAACCAGGCUGGCGUCGAAAGAGAAAAGAAAAAAAAA
Podospora bellae-mahoneyi is the source of this 2309-nucleotide messenger RNA. RefSeq lists its product as uncharacterized. The coding region runs from base 387 to 1949 and encodes 520 amino acids. The transcript has 2 exons. Gene Ontology annotation, molecular function: iron ion binding; heme binding; monooxygenase activity. Lineage: Eukaryota; Fungi; Ascomycota; Sordariomycetes; Sordariales; Podosporaceae. The record is from RefSeq and is a predicted model, not a curated record.